Strigops habroptila (Kakapo) is the source of this 6294-nucleotide messenger RNA. RefSeq names its product USP6 N-terminal like (gene USP6NL). Lineage: Eukaryota; Metazoa; Chordata; Aves; Psittaciformes; Psittacidae. The record is from RefSeq and is a predicted model, not a curated record. The coding region runs from base 1558 to 4143 and encodes 861 amino acids. The transcript is spliced from 14 exons.
UUUGAAACCUGGAAUUUAAGUUUAGGUGCAGGAGUUAGAAAUUAUUCUUCAUAUAGAAAGUGGAGACUUCUAUUUGCAAUGGUUUGAAGAAUCCUUUUUCAGGCAGAGGUGAUUUACAGUUGCACAGUUGUCUACAGGCUUCCUAUUGAGACCAGUCCUAUUGGCCACCUGAGUAUUUGCAGGGUGGGAGAAGAAAUCAGUGUUCAGAGAGAAGGAUUUUGACUUGUCUUUGUUUUGCCAAACCAAAUAGAAUAGUACUUUGGGCUGUUAGUUCUUCUGGCAGAGAUGGAUUAACGGGUAGGCUGUAAAUGAGACUGACAUAAUAGAAAGAGUUUGUGCUGCCUGUGCUCUGUGUGUUUCAAGAGGCUGACGUGCAUGUGGAUAAAUAGACCAGAGAAUCUAAAAUCUGAAAAGCUUGUGAUCAGCAGCUAGAAAUGGAAAGAGAUGACCUCUCCCCCCUACCAUCUAACACUUAAGCAACGGGAACAGAAGGUCUAAAGGCCAGAGAAUAUGUCCUGCUGUGCCUUGAUGGUGGCCUGUGGUUUGUUUUAAUGUUAUGGUAGUUGGCUUCCUAAUCGCUGUCUUUGUGUGGGCAAGGCCUCGCAAGGCUGUGAAGGAAUUUGGUCUCCUGAAGUGUUCACAGAGCCUCUUCAGGGCUGACAGUUAUUUAACUUGAGCCUAUAAAGCAUGAUUUCUCAAGAUUUUUGUUGGUUAGCUCCAUAGAGGUUGUGACAGAAGGUACUUCUGAAGUGCCUUUGGACCUUUUCCAAAUGGUGUGGGGCACAUACUGCAAUUUGUCUGCUUAAAAUUACCUGACAGAAGCAGUGAUAGCACCUUAGCUGAAAUAGUUCUCUGGGCCUCUGGUGGUAGGAGAGAGAAGAGCGCCUGAAAUACUCCCGGGAUUUCCAGCGUGCCUCCUGGUGUGCAAGUAUUCCGUUCACAUAGGAGGGUGUCGGAGAUGUGCAUUCAAGGGGGGAGAAAAGGAACCGAAUGACUCUUUUGCAGGUGUUUGCUUGUGCCUGAUGGGAGUUUAGCAACCUAGAUUUAACUUUAAUUUUGUGAGCAAGUCUGAUGCUGGCUCUGCGCUGCUCUCGUAGCUCUCUUUAAAGCAUUCCAUGAAAUUUCAUGACUUGAGACAGACUUUUAGAGGAUGCAGACACGCUGCUUGGCUGCUGAGCUGAGAGGAGUACGUUGCAUCUCUCCACGUUCAUUUCGAGUGGUGUUUUCUUUAGUUACUUUGUGGUGUGAAUGUUUCCUGUAAACUUUAUUUAGGGGAAUUGGUAUGCAUUCUCUGCAGUAAGUAAUUUUAAAAUGCUCUGCAGAAAUACAUUUAGGACUGCUUGCAGUCUUUUUUGUCUCCUUGUGCUGAAGUCACUUUAAAUCCAUCACCCCAGCCUGUAGAGUCGUCAGGCAGAAAUCCUUCUGUGAAGGUAGAUGAGUUGUUCCUCCAUCAGUUUUGCUUGAGCAUCCUGAUGACAGCGAUGUAAUCCCAUGUAGUAAUGAAACCUGUUGGAAUUCUAGAGGAGCAUCUAAUCCCUUUGAUCUUGCUAAUGAGCAAUGAUUCAAGUGCUACAGAUUGUAAAGGAUCUGGUAUCGCCAGCAAGACGGAGAACAGAUGCUGCUAAGAAAGGUGCAGAUGCCGAGCAGGAUGCUGCUAUCAAACUUGCCCAAGAACGAGCAGAGAUAGUUGCCAAGUAUGACAGAGGCCGGGAGGGUGCGCAGAUUGAGCCAUGGGAAGAUGCUGACUAUCGUCUGUACAAAGUCACAGAUAGAUUUGGGUUUCUACAUCCAGAGGAGCUUCCUGUCCAUGAUGCAGCGAUAGAAAAGCAAAAGCACCUUGAGAUUGAAAGGACUGCAAAAUGGCUGAAGAUGCUGAAAAGCUGGGAAAAAUACAAGAACAGUGAAAAGUUUCAUAGGAGAAUUUAUAAAGGAAUCCCACUGCAGUUCAGAGGGCAAGUCUGGUCUUUACUACUUGACGUCCCUAAAAUGAAAGAAGAAAUGAAAGACUUCUAUAAUAAAUUGAAGUGUCACGCACGAGGGUCCUCACCAGAUAUUAGGCAAAUUGAUCUUGAUGUAAAUCGAACGUACAGAGAUCACAUCAUGUUUCGAGACAGAUAUGGGGUUAAGCAACAAUCUUUAUUCCACGUUUUAGCUGCAUAUUCCAUAUAUAAUACGGAAGUUGGAUAUUGUCAGGGAAUGAGCCAGAUCACAGCUUUGCUCCUUAUGUACAUGAAUGAAGAAGAUGCCUUCUGGGCCUUGGUGAAGCUUUUCUCUGGUCCAAAGCAUGCUAUGCAUGGUUUUUUUGUUCCUGGUUUUCCAAAACUGUUGAGGUAUCAAGAACAUCAUGACAAAAUACUGAAGAAAUUUUUGUCCAAACUUAAGGAGCAUUUGGACUCCCAAGAUGUAUCCACUAGUUUUUACACAACAAAAUGGUUUUUCCAGUGUUUCCUUGAUCGUACUCCCUUUAUGUUAAGCCUCAGGAUAUGGGAUAUCUACAUACUUGAAGGAGAGAGGAUUCUCACUGCUAUGUCUUACACAAUUCUGAAACUACACAAAAGGCAGCUGAUGAAAUUACAAAUGGAAGAACUUGUAGAAUAUCUGCAGGAGACUUUAGCCAAGGAUUUCUUCUAUGAAGAUGACUAUGUAAUAGACCAGCUCCAAAAUUCUAUGUCAGAAUUGAAACGAGCAAAGCUGGAUUUACCCGUAGCUGGUAAAGAAGAUGAAUUCCCAAAGAAGCCACUGGGGCAGAUUCCAUCAGGACCUCAGCCUCCGAUGCUUAACUCCACCCCAAUGCUUAAUGGACAGAACAGCACUGGUACACAAACAACAAGGACAGAAAGGAGACUAUCCACAGGAGCAGAAGCAGGAAAUUCACCAAAUAACCGGAAAAGAAUUAAUUCACUGGAAAAGAAACCUUCCUUAAAACAACAGAAGGCUCGACCGAUAGAGACACAAAGUAGUAUGUCUAAGAAUGAGGUAGAUACCAGAAGAAAGCCUCAGCCAGCAGAGCAGGACAACUCGAGACAGUACAAUAAUGCAGCUGCUAAUCAGAAUUCUAAUGCUACUUCAAAUACAAGAAGGGAAUUUGUACCCAAGUGGAAUAAACCAUCUGAUACCAGAAUAAUUGAAAAGACAAUGAAACUUACUGCAGAAGUGAAAGGCAGGCCAGUAAACCAUUCGGUUUCGGGCCCACCACCAAGUCCUGUAGAAACGCAGCCUUUGAAUGUAAAGCAAAAGACGAGGGGUUUGGAUGCUGAUGAAGGUAAGCGAGGGUCGAAUGCGUCUCAGUAUGACAACGUUCUGGAAGUUGAGAAUGAGAAUCUUGUUGAAGAGAUGCUUGAGAGAGCUCAACCACAGAGCCCGAGGCACGUAGCAUAUUCUAAUAGUACGAGAAAGCAACCUGACAAAAUACCAGCUCCAUUAAAAAUACCCAAUAAUUACACUUUCACUUCACAACCCAGAUCUCCAAAAUACUCCUUGCCAUCUGAUGGACCACCUCAUGGACUGAAUGUAAAACAGCCACUGCCAUGUUACAGUAAUCCACCUACUUACCAUGGAAAUUCUCCAAAGCAUGUUUCCAGUAUAGGCAAUAUGAGUUCUGUACCUCUACAUUACCAUGGGAAUCGAACCAACCCUUCUGGGAGACCGUAUGGUUCUUUUAUUUCAGUAGAUUAUUCUCCAGAUAAACUACAAAUGAAUUCCUACCCUGCCAGUCGCCAAAAUCCUCUUUCACCAACCCAUGGGCAGAUAGAAGUAGCCCCUGUUGAUGUUUAUACCAGCAACUCGAGAUCCCCCCCAGGUGUCAAAUUCAUAAUCCCUCCAGUGGAUUAUUUACCAGAAGAUAGAAAGUGGCCAGAUGCUGCUUAUAUUUACAGACAUGAACCCUACAGGCAGCCCUGGAGCCAAGAUGUUAACAAAGGCCACUUGGAAAAUUUCCAGAAAUAUCAGCAUUUUCAGUCAACACAUUUCCAAGACCAUACCCUUCCUCCUGUUUCCGUGGAUAGUCCAAUAAGAUACAGGACUUCACCAAGCUUUGAAGACCAUGGCUCACCACAGUACCAAUAUUCAAGUCCAUCUGCACAAGCCCAACACUAUCGAAACAGAAAUGAUGGAUUGUCUGUGCAUGAAUCUGUGCUUCUCUGAGAAUCUGACUGUACUUACUAAACCGGCAACGACCAAAACCAGUCAAAUGUUACUGUGUUAGUAGUACUUCACCUCAGUUCUUCUGUGAAAUACAGACAGUUGACAUGCGUCUCAAAAAUGACAACACUAUUUCGGAGAUGUCUCAGACUUUCAUUGAAGGCUAGUUGAGUUCUUAGACUUGCAUUGAAGCUAUCGAAGGUGAUCUGAUGCACAUAGACAUAGCAAUAAGAUCGUAGAAGCAAUGUGGUUAGUACUGUCAUCGUUCCUUAUGUUUAAAUAACUUGUGUUACAAUCUUUCUGCCUAAAACCUGUAACACAUUUACAAGUUUUAUGUUGACUGACAUGGUUAAUGCACUGUAUAGAGAUGUGUGUGUGCGUGCGCGUGUGAGUGUGCGCUUCCAAUACAUGGACAUGUAGGGAAAAGAGCUAAAGAGUUUAAAUGUAAAUGCAUUUAACUUUGGGCAAAGCUUGUGAAGUACUUUUAUUUCAUAUUAAUUUUUCUUUGUAAUUUAUUCGAGAAGUCAUUCAUUUUGAAUGGGAAUUUCUGUCGUUUUUAAUACAGCUGCCUCAGCAUCCCAGUAUCUGUUCUGGGCAGGAGAGAUGCUUUGGGAUUGUUAAUUUAAUUUUACGUGAGAGUUAAUUUUCUGUCCUUUGACUACUGUUUGUCAUUUUCCUCAGCAAGAAGGAGCAGGCAGGCAAAAAGCAGAAAAGCCAAAAAUAUCUCUCUAAUCUGGCUAAGAAAUGGUGCUUAAAAUUCAGGGCAGUGUUUAGGGUUUUAGGAGCAGGAAAGUGGAGAAUUUUUGUCGUCUUACCCAAAUCUACCUUCAGAAUGUCGUCCUAUAUGCAAAAUAUUGGCGCACAGUGAGAGUAAUGCUAAAUGCAGAAAUGGUGCUGCACCCUUCGCUUGUUGCCAUGCUGUGCUGUCAGACUAGGUGAGCUGGUUGCAGGGCCAAGCCUCACAGGUAUCAGAGAGUGACCAGCUCCUCUACACUCUUAUGAAGUACACACAGCAGUCUUGAGAUCUGGUCAAGGCUUGAUGUUCCCUGAGCUGUGUGAGUAUGCAGCGUCCCUUCUCUUAAGCUUUGUCAUGUCAAUUCUGUCUUAUGUCACCCUUUUUUACCCCAAAGAGCUGGGAGGUUCAUGUCUGUGAUCAGGUGUGUGCUGCUGUGCUGUCAGGCUGCUGAGAGACUGUGCGGUGUUUUACACUAAAAUGAUCCUGACUGUUAAUAGGAAGCUUAAACUCCUGGUAAUGUAAGUAUUUUUAAUUAGCGUUUGCAGCCUUUUCUACUUCGUGUUUUCCUUUCCUUGACUGUGAAUGGGGGGUGGAAUGAAAAGAAAGCAGGUUAAGUGGCACAGGUAGGAUGCAGUCCUGCGAGCUGCUGGGUGCUGAAUGCACCCUCCUCAUGGAAACCAGUGGAGUCAAGGUGGACAAGGGUCUCACCAGAAGAGGUCCUUGGAGUGCUUUUCUAAUACAAGCAUUGGUAUCAACACCAGGUGUGGGUAGUUCAGAAGGUUGUCCUGUUCUCUUUUGUUUUGUAAGAUUUGUUAACUGAAAACAUAGAAAUGGAGAUUAUUUUUUUUUUUUCCUUUAAAGGAUGAGCUUUAGUGCCUAUUAUUGCUGCAGGUUGGCUCUGUAAGUUUUAAGGUACAGAAGUAAAACAAUUUUUACAAAUGGAAGUAACAUUUACUUAGUAUAUUUCAAAAAACCAUGUUGUGUAUAUAAUGUGUCUGAUGUAAUUUUUAAUGAACUGGGCAAUUUUCUAUUUUAAAACUGGCAAACUGCAGCCAAGUAACAGUAGCAAAGCACUACACUGAAACUAAAAUUGUGAAGAGAAAGAUGACUUGGGCUUACUUUAGUUCUGAUUGCUUGCAGCAGCUUAGAAAUGUAUGUAUAUAAUAUUGUGGCUAAGUGUAAUAAUCUCAGUGUUUAAUGAUGGUUCUGUAAUUCAUAACAAAGCUGUACAAUUCCUUUGUGCAAGCAACACAAGGCUCCAAAAUAUGUAUCAGCAUUAGUAAAUACUGUAGAUUUUUUUUAUAUAUAAAAUAUAUACACACUAUUUUCUUAUGUCAUCUGCAACAGUUUUAUAACUGUGUAUCCUAUUUUGAUGUGACUGUAUUUUUAACAUGUUAAAAUAAUAAUAAUUAAGCUUA